ACGAAAACACAGGUAUACUCGAUAAGCCUUAUCUAUUUUGUCGAUCCGAAUCCUGAUACUGGUGGCUUGCUUCUUGAUUCAGCUGCGUUUGCUUCUGCUGCUCUCUUCUUCGUGCAGGAGUGAUUUUGCUCUGUUUUGUUAUUUAUUAUAUAUCUGUUGUUUUCAAAAAAAUUGUGGGAGGGGUUUGUGCAUCUUUGACUGUCGAUUUGCCCUAAUUUGACGACCUUGCAAGGGUGUGGUAUCAGCACUGACAAGGAUUUUUGGAGUCGUUACUGAACAGGGACUCAAUGUUGUGAUUCAGUUUGGGGGCGAAAGUGAAGAGUUGUUUAUCCAAUUUUACAUACACAACUUUGUCUGACUGGCUUUCAUGAUCUGGCUAUUUUCCGGUGGAUUACUAUCAUUUAGUAAUGUAGGAUUUGGAUGCCUGAAGAAAGAAGCUACUACUACUAUUGCGCCUUUUGUAUUUUUUGGCAAACGUUUAUCAGAGGUUUAGUGAGCGAGAGGAAUAUUGAGCAUCUUGCACAUCAACGUUGUUGCUGGAUCUGGUUGGUAAGGGAGUCUUUCGAUGAAUAUUGAUGCUAACGAAGAAAAAGAGACACAAGGUGAGGACAAGAGCGGUGAAGAUGGAAUUUUGGUUCAGAGACGUGGUUCGGUUCAAGUCAGUGACCUGAAUGUUGAUGCAGCCGAGCAAGUUGAAACUAGUGGUGCAACUAGUGGGUUGCAAGGUUCAGGUAAUUUGCAAGUGCAACAGCAGCAGCAGCAGUCUCAGGGGACAGGGGUUUGCUGGGAGAGGUUUCUUCAUGUGAGAACUAUCCGGGUCCUGCUGGUGGAGAAUGAUGAUUCUACACGCCAUGUUGUAACUGCUCUGCUAAAAAACUGCAAUUAUGAAGGUAGGCAACUUUAGGCAAUGCCAAUUAAGAACGUAACCUAAGAGUUUGUGGUGAAAUAUUAUGGAAGGAUUUUGAGUUUGGAUGAAUCGUUGAAGCAUGCUAGCAAAAAAUCACGUGUGAAGUAUUUCUGAGUUACCAAGGGAGAAGCUAGACAAGUUAUGUUGGAGUACUUGAGGCUGCAAAUGGACUUCAAGCAUGCAAGAUUUUGGAAGAUGUAACUAACCAUGUUGACAUUGUCUUAACUGAGGUAGUGAUGCCUUGUAUAUCUGGAAUAGGCCUUCUGGGCAAGAUUAUGAACCACAAAACUCGCAAGAAUGUUCCUGUCAUUAUGAUGUCAUCUCAUGAUUCUAUGGGCUUAGUAUUUAAGUGUCUCUCCAAAGGAGCAGUUGACUUCUUGGUUAAACCUAUCAGAAAGAAUGAGCUUAAGAAUCUUUGGCAGCAUGUAUGGAGGAGAUGCCACAGCUCUAGUGGAAGUGGGAGUGAAAGUGCUACUCAAACUCAAAAGUCUGUCAAAUUGAAAGGAAGUGAGAAGUCGGGCAACAGUGCAAGUGGUGAUGGGGAAAACAACGCCAGCAAUGGCUUAAAUAUUGGAGAUGGAAGUGAUGAUGGGAGUGGCGCACAGAGCUCUUGGACAAAACAAGCUGUAGAAGUUGACAGCUCUGAAGCUUUAUCUCCAAUGGACCAAGUUGCUGAGUGCCCAGACAGCACGUGUGCCCAAGUUAUUCGCUCAAACGCUGAGCACUCUCCUAACAAAAAAGUGCAAAUUAGCGCAGCUUGGGAUGGCCAUGGACAAAAACAGCUCGACGAGGCUAGGAAGAGCAAUGACUUAGAGACAGUUGUGCAUAGAUACGCAGAACCUAAAUAUGAAAAUCAUGUAGAGGUACAGUCCAAUCCCAUUGGUAGAGAAUCUGCUUCCAGAGAAGCGGCAAACAAAUCAGACAUCGACAAUAAUGCAACCAGUGAUUGUAAAGAGCCAAAUUUCGAGCUUAGCCUAAAGAGACCUAGAGGGGUGCAUGACACAAUUGGAAGUGCUCAAGAUGAUCGCUAUGUUUUGCGCCGCUCUGUGCAGUCAGCCUUCUCAAGGUAUAACACACCUACAAAUGUUUUCAAGGCUCCUAAUGGGAUCACUGGUAGCAGUUCGAUACUUGACAAUAGUACUGAAGUUGCAAAACGAGAGUCUGUUGGUGAUUUACAAGUAUAUUCAACCGAUCAAGUUGUAUAUCAAAGUUCAAAUGGUGUUAGCAAUAACAUAGAUAUGGGCUCUACCACAAAUAAACUCCCUAAAGAUAAAUCUGAAGCAACCUCUGCAGUUAAUGGCUUACACGCUUCUGCUUUCAGACCUGUGAAAAAUGACCUAAGAUACAGUCAGCAGCAAGCUGGUCUCACGCCUAAUGGAAUACAAUCUACAGACCUUUGCAGAAGCUCAUACCAGGAGCUCCAAAUUCAGCAUCCUCAUCACCAAAGUUAUCACCACCACCAUCCUUUUCACAUGGAAAAUCAACCCUCAUCCAACCAUGAUGAAUCAUCCUUGAAGAAGUUGGCUAUAGAAGCUCCACACUGUGGGUCAACGAAUGUUGUAGGUGGUCCGGUGGAAGGUACCCUGAGGAACUCUAGUCUAAACAGAAGUACGUCUGGAAGUAAUCAUGGAAGUAAUGGACAGAAUGGAAGCAGUACUGCUGUGAAUGCUAUAGGAAAUAAUGCAGAAAGUGAUGUUGGUCAAGGUGGGAAAAAUGGCAGUGGAGAUGCCAGCCGUAGUGGCAGUGGCAGUGGCAGCGGCAGUGGGAACGAAAACAAGUUUGCUCAGCGGGAAGCUGCCCUUAUCAAGUUCCGCCAGAAGAGAAAAGACAGAUGUUUUAAGAAAAAGGUACGGUAUCAGAACAGAAAGAAGUUGGCUGAACAGAGGCCUCGUGUUCGCGGACAAUUUGUAAAGCAGUCGGGCACCGAAAGCUCAAGUAGAACUGGAGAUGAAUGAUUCCCCACCACUGUACUUGUUGUGUACUAAUCUUUUUCUUCCCAAACAGAAACUGUUAAUGCAGGAGCUGUCCAAGUAUUUAUGAUUAUUUGAUGAAUGGCAUUGCUUGUUUUGUUUUUGUA
Molecule: messenger RNA, 2984 nt
Organism: Salvia miltiorrhiza (redroot sage)
Lineage: Eukaryota; Viridiplantae; Streptophyta; Magnoliopsida; Lamiales; Lamiaceae
Product: two-component response regulator-like APRR7
Exons: 9
Coding region: 1144-2862 (572 amino acids)
Biological process (GO): phosphorelay signal transduction system; cytokinin-activated signaling pathway
Molecular function (GO): protein binding
Source: RefSeq, a predicted model, not a curated record